GAGUUGAACAAGGAGCGAUGGAAGUACUUUCGCUGGACCCCCCGCACAGCCUGGAUCUCGUUCAUGUACGCAAUCUUUGUCCCGACCGUGGUGGGAUAUACUUUCGCGAAGACAGAUGGAAAAUACGAUAUGCGAGCCAAGUUAAAGGGGGACACCAUCAGGGAGUUUUAA
This is a messenger RNA of Exophiala aquamarina CBS 119918, 171 nucleotides long. RefSeq lists its product as uncharacterized. The record is from RefSeq and is a predicted model, not a curated record. The transcript has 2 exons. Lineage: Eukaryota; Fungi; Ascomycota; Eurotiomycetes; Chaetothyriales; Herpotrichiellaceae. The annotation marks the transcript as partial.